AUGAAGGAACAGAAUCCACCCGAAACGCUUCAAAGCCUCCUCAAAUAUGAGCACAAACCUGGUCAGGCACAAAGGUUUCUCGCUUGCGUGGGAAAAAAUUUCAGGUGGCCCUCCUCCAUGCCGGAAUAUUUCAGAGGAGAUGCCUUCGAACAAAUUGCUGAUGUUGAAUUCGAAUUUGAUGAUGAGAUUGGGUUUAACCUUAUAUUUUUUUACAACGCGCUUGACACUGGUAAAUUUUCUGGGCACGAAGAUGAGUGGGUAACGGUGUACAACCAGAAGAUAAUAGAGUACGGACAGGAGUAUGAUGCUGAAAAAUUGAACAGCAUUCUCGAAACUAUGCCUAGCGCCAUCCAACUCCCGGUUGAUCUGACACGUCUGCCUCGUAGUAAGCCAGCAAAGAUCGUGACUGUUCAGCGUACUAAUAAUGGAGAUGACUUCAAGGUCAGAGUUCGUGUUAGAAGACCCGGAGAAGCCAAUGUCGUCAUUCUACCAUAUGAUUUUUAUGACAAUACGAAUAAAAACAAAAAGUAUUCCUGUGUAGUUGAUACAGGUGCACCCGAAACAAUAUUACCAUAUCACGUUAAAAGGAUACUUGGAAGGAGAGGUUGGAAUACAACAUCAUCACUAAUAGCUGGGGGAUAUGGUGCACCUGCUAGACAAAUUCGUGCAUCUACGAUGUUUGAGUUGUCCGUUGGUGAUAACAACAAUUGGAGUAAAUGGGUUCAUGCCCGAAUUUUACUCUGGGAAAAUCGUCCCGGAAAUCAAGUAAAAUAUGCCCUCGUUGGCAAUGAUAUCACGGAUCAAUUGGCUUAUGCACAUGAGCCAGGAAACCCAUUAAAGUUCUUAGAUAUUGGAGAUGAGACCAGACUCACUACAUUUUUGAAUACCUGUCAUUAA
Messenger RNA from Ambispora gerdemannii, 897 nucleotides. The record is from the annotation of a GenBank genome assembly. Lineage: Eukaryota; Fungi; Glomeromycota; Glomeromycetes; Archaeosporales; Ambisporaceae.